AUGGCGACUGCGAAACAAGCCGUCACGGAAUCUCUCCUAGGGACAACGAGAGAGCCCGAACUUUCACAACAGACCAAAGCUACAUUCGACCGCAACGCGAGGCAGGAUGAGGUUACAGAUGAUUACUAUAUGACCGAGGAGGAUUUUGUGAAUGCAAUUGCACCCGCCAGUGAGAACUAUCACAAAAUAAAAAGGGAGCAAUACGCUAUCUUGUUCCAGAUCGCGGAUCGAAAGAGGAUUGGACGAAUAACUUUGCAAGACUGGGGGAGCUUCGAAAAUCUACUUGCCAAACCGGACGCUGAGUACGAGAUUGCCUUUCGUCUCUUCGACGAAAGUGGCACAGGCACAAUCAAGUACGACGAUUUCCAGAGACUCUACAAUAUUAACAAGGGAUCCGACACGAUUCCAUUUGAUUGGGGCAGUGAGUGGGCAUCCCUAUACGUGGGAUCAAAAAAGCACCGUCACGAUAUCACAUAUCCACAAUUCUCCCAAAUGCUGCGGGGCCUACAGGGCGAGAGGAUACGGCAGGCAUUCCAUAUCUUUGACAAAGACCACGAUGGAUACAUAGAGCCCGAAGAUUUCCAACGCAUCAUUCUGGAGACUGCACGGCACAAAUUGUCAGACCAUUUACUCGAAAACCUACCUACUCUAUGCAAUAUCUCGACAGGCAGCAAAAUCUCGUACGCGAACGUGCGAGCGUUCCAGAACGUCAUAAGGGAAAUGGACUUGGUCGACCUCAUUAUUCGGAACGCCACCAAGAAGAGCCAGGAUGGUACAAUCACACGGACAGAUUUUCUCAAUGAAGCGGCACGGAUGACAAGAUUUUCUCUAAUUACACCCAUGGAGGCUGAUAUUCUCUUCCAUUUCGCCGGCCUUGACGCACCCUCGGGUCGACUGUCGCUCCAAGACUUUGCCAAAGUCCUCGACUCUUCAUGGCAGAGCGCAUAUGCGCUGGGAAUCGGGGCAGCAGGUGCUGCCUCAGAGACAGCCGAGAAAGCCAUCUCGACGACACGAAGUUACUUACAUAUUGUACUGGAAUCCGCGCACCAUUUCGCUCUUGGAAGUAUAGCAGGUGCUUUUGGCGCCUUCAUGGUCUACCCAAUCGACUUAGUGAAGACGAGAAUGCAGAAUCAACGAAGUCAACGCGUUGGGGAGAUGUUGUAUAAGAAUUCCAUCGAUUGCGCAAGGAAAGUCAUCAAAAAUGAAGGCGCGAAAGGCCUGUACUCAGGGGUUCUCCCACAGCUGGUCGGUGUGGCGCCUGAAAAGGCUAUCAAGCUCACAGUCAACGAUUUGAUCAGAGGCCACUACAGUAAUCCGGAAUCGGGAGCCAUCUGGUGGCCACACGAAAUCGUUGCUGGCGCUUCAGCAGGUGCCUGUCAAGUGGUCUUCACGAACCCUCUGGAAAUCGUCAAAAUAAGAUUGCAAGUACAAGGAGAAGUUGCCAAAACAGUCGAGGGCGUUCCUCGAAGAUCUGCAAUGUGGAUCGUGAAGAACUUAGGUCUGGUCGGCCUGUACAAAGGUGCAAGUGCUUGUUUGCUGCGAGACGUGCCGUUCUCCGGCAUAUAUUUCCCAACUUACAAUCACCUCAAACGCGACUUUUUUGGCGAAGGGCCAAAUAAGAAGUUAGGUAUAAUCCAACUCCUCACCGCAGGCGCGAUUGCUGGUAUGCCCGCAGCAUACCUCACCACGCCUUGCGAUGUCAUUAAGACUCGUCUUCAAGUCGAAGCCCGGAAAGGUGACACUAAGUACACCUCUCUCCGGCACUGUGCGAGUACUGUAUACAAAGAGGAAGGCUUCAGAGCUUUCUUCAAAGGCGGACCAGCUCGAGUGUUGAGAUCGUCGCCCCAAUUCGGUUUCACGCUUGCAGGUUACGAGGUCCUACAGAAGCUGCUGCCCAUGCCAGGAAGCCAGAGCGAAGGACUUUCAGUUGGGGCCCACGCUGAGCCUGCUGUCGGAUUACAAGAAGCGAAGGCACCGUUGCCGUAUUUGAGAAGUCGAAAUGCACUAAAAGUCAUCCUAGAUUUGGACGAGAAUUUUGGAAGGCCCAAGAUCCCCGCUGGCAAGGGUUGGGUGCCGCUGUCGGGGGUUGGUGCGAAUUGA
Messenger RNA from Letharia columbiana, 2100 nucleotides. RefSeq lists its product as uncharacterized. Gene Ontology annotation, molecular function: L-aspartate transmembrane transporter activity; L-glutamate transmembrane transporter activity; calcium ion binding. Gene Ontology annotation, biological process: aspartate transmembrane transport; malate-aspartate shuttle; L-glutamate transmembrane transport. The coding region runs from base 1 to 2100 and encodes 699 amino acids. The transcript has 3 exons. NCBI's taxonomy places the organism in Eukaryota, Fungi, Ascomycota, Lecanoromycetes, Lecanorales, Parmeliaceae. The record is from RefSeq and is a predicted model, not a curated record.